Molecule: messenger RNA, 756 nt
Organism: Dracunculus medinensis (Guinea worm)
Lineage: Eukaryota; Metazoa; Nematoda; Chromadorea; Rhabditida; Dracunculidae
Source: the annotation of a GenBank genome assembly
AUGGGCGAAACGGAAAAUUUGUCACCUUUAGUUAUUUCAAGCUUGGCAAAUAUUUCUGAAGGAACAUUUUAUCCAAGAGCGUGUUAUUAUUUUGCGCGAAUGUUUGACAUACCAGUGACUUGGUUCAGAGAGAAUGUUGUUGAACCAAUACGUGAUCGUAAUCGUGUACCAUAUUAUCAUAGAAAGAUGACUCGCGCACCUGAAAUCGAUCAGUGCGCUGUUAAUGAUUUAGGUUGUAUAUAUGAAGCAAAUCAACAAUUUCGGCUGGAUAGAAUGGUUGACGGCUUUAUUCUAAAAAUUCUUUAUAAACGAGUUUCGAGAUGUUUGGGAUAUUCGAAAAAGUUUUGGCAUAGAUGCGCAGAUGUUAUAAAUGAUUUUGAAGAAAGUGAAUUGAACUAUUUCAUAAAAUAUGGGGAGUUAGGUUCAGAAGCUGACGUCAGAGAUGCCUAUAUGAAGCAAAAACAUCGAUUAAUAUGGGAAAGACGUCACCCGGAAAUUAUGAAUGAACGUGAAGCAGUUCUUCAGAAACAUAAAGAAGACAUGGCAAAUGGCAAGUUUGAUAUGUCAGUUUGGAAAAAAGGCCUUUACUACCAAGACAAAAGACGUUAUGAACCACCAUAUGACUUAGAAGUAAGCAAGGCAACAAUUGAGGAUGACAAGCCACUUUCGAAAGAUUGGCAGUAUUACAAAAAAGUUAAAGAAGACCCGGAAUUCGACAAGGAACAGGGAAAAACAAGCACUCCUCGCAUAUUUUGA